GUAUUGUCUGGGAAGCGUUCGAUCGAAAGGGUGAACUUCGUGCUAUCGCUGGGGGAGGACGUUACGAUAGGCUUCUGUCGCUGUAUGGAGCCCCAUCGGAAAUACCAUGCGUUGGUUUCGGAUUUGGGGAUUGCGUUAUUUACGAACUCCUUCUAGAACGUGGUCUCUUACCCGAGAUUCCGCAUCGGGUUGACUUUGUUGUAGCGGCUUAUAAAGGGAUGUACGGUCAGGCCUUGGAAGUGGCUGCUGGUCUCAGGUAA
Molecule: messenger RNA, 260 nt
Organism: Perkinsus marinus ATCC 50983
Lineage: Eukaryota; Perkinsozoa; Perkinsida; Perkinsidae
Product: histidyl-tRNA synthetase, putative
Exons: 3
Biological process (GO): histidyl-tRNA aminoacylation
Cellular component (GO): cytoplasm
Molecular function (GO): histidine-tRNA ligase activity
Source: RefSeq, a predicted model, not a curated record